Molecule: messenger RNA, 480 nt
Organism: Acytostelium subglobosum LB1
Lineage: Eukaryota; Evosea; Eumycetozoa; Acytosteliales; Acytosteliaceae
Exons: 1
Coding region: 1-480 (159 amino acids)
Biological process (GO): pentose-phosphate shunt, non-oxidative branch; carbohydrate metabolic process
Cellular component (GO): cytosol
Molecular function (GO): metal ion binding; D-ribulose-phosphate 3-epimerase activity
Source: RefSeq, a predicted model, not a curated record
AUGGUCACACAUCCAGAGACGAUGAUCGAUGACUUUAAGGCUGCAGGUGCCAGUGGUAUUACAUUCCAUCUCGAAGCCACUGAGCGUGCCGAUGGCUCGAUCACUGCCAACGUCAUCCAGCGCAUCAAGCAGGCCGGUAUGAAGUGUGGCAUCAGUCUGAAGCCCAAGACGCCAGUCGAGCUGCUCUUCCCAUUCCUCGACCAGAUCGACUUUGUCCUCAUCAUGACUGUUGAGCCGGGCUUUGGCGGCCAGGCAUUCAUGGGCGACAUGAUGCCCAAGGUAGAGACACUGCGAAAGCGCUGUCCAAAUAUGGACAUCCAGGUGGAUGGAGGUCUGGACCCAGUCACCAUUGACGCCGCCGCCAAGGCUGGAGCCAACGUCAUCGUCGCUGGUUCUUCACUCUUCAAGCCAGGUCAGAACCCAAAGGAAACAAUGCAACUGUUUAGAGAUACCAUCAACAAGUAUAAGGUCAACUGGUAG